Messenger RNA from Pogonomyrmex barbatus (red harvester ant), 2417 nucleotides. RefSeq lists its product as uncharacterized. The record is from RefSeq and is a predicted model, not a curated record. Gene Ontology annotation, cellular component: plasma membrane. Gene Ontology annotation, molecular function: G protein-coupled receptor activity. Gene Ontology annotation, biological process: G protein-coupled receptor signaling pathway. Lineage: Eukaryota; Metazoa; Arthropoda; Insecta; Hymenoptera; Formicidae.
GGAGAGAGAGAGAGAGUCGAGGGAGAGCGGAGCAGACAUUGGACUGAAAAGGCGGAAGGAGAAUCGCGAAGUACGCGUCCGUCACGCACCGAGUGUUGCCUCGGCUGGCUGGAAGCGCGCCGUUUUCCAGGGGAAGAGAGAAAGAAAAAUGAGAGCGACAUUCUUGUACUCGUGAAACUAUAAGAGGAGGAUACGGCGCUACGCUUCAGAGGGUAGGAAAUGUACGGCGCUGAGAGGGAGGAGGUGUCGGAAAGCUGGCUGCAUACGUAUGACCUGAGCAGUACUAUGAUUCCCAAUGCGAGCGCGGCGAUGGACGACGAGGAGCACUUCUGCAAGCUCAUUUUGUACAAGGAAAUCAAGGAGUCCAGGGUGCGAAUAUGGGAUGUCAUCAUUCUGAUACCAAAUCUCCUGUUUCUCCUAUUUAUCGCGAUGCGAUUCAACAGAGCGAGGCUUAAGUUACGUGCAACGAGUAGCCCAAUAUUCUUAGCAUUUUAUGGUCUGGUCAUUUGUAAUGUAGUUAUCUCAGUAGUGCGAUGUGUUGUAUCGAUGACAGUGAAUGCAGCGGCGACGGUUGGCGGCAAAGCUGACAAGGUCCUAUGGGUUACAGUGCGAUUUUUUUUACUGUCUACCGAGAUGAGUGUGGUUAUAUUUGGUCUAGCGUUUGGUCAUUUGGACAGUCGCUCCAGUAUUCGUAGAGUAUUACUCGCUACGUCCCUUAUAGCACUGGCAUUCACGAUCACUCAAGGGACAUUGGAGCUGGUCCUGCCGGACGAUACCUUUCAUAUUCCCAGUCGCGACUUUUAUGUAUUUGGUCACGGCGGCAUGAUGUUUUGGUUUUGCAGCAGUCUCGUUUUCACAACGAUAUAUCUCUUCAUAUUAAUACUGCCAUGGACACGAUUGCGAGAUCGCCUAGCACUUCCUACACGGAAAAGCUUUUAUGUUUAUGCUGGAACGCUAGCGACGUUGGAUUUAGUGCAAUCAAUCGGUGCAGGUUUUCUAAACUACACGCAAAAUCCAGUGGGAUUAUGCAUCGUAGACUUCACUGCGGCAGUAUAUUUAACUCUUUUUACUCCUUUGGUUUAUCAUACAUUCCUAUCAGAAUUCUUCGGGAUCUCGCAACCUUCGAUAAUGUUUUCUUAUAAAGCACAAGUGGACGACGCCAUGGACGAAGACACAGUGUCCUUACCGCAUCAACAGAGUUUUUCAUCCUUGAAAACCGACAGCGAUUACAUCUAUCAGGUCCAUACUCCUUCUAUUCACAUACCGCUGUACGAUUCCCAAGCAUCAAAAUUUUCCAGACCGAGAGCUUCUCUUUAUUCCUUAACAUCCGCUAAAGAUCCUAAAAAUAAUGACACCAGUGCUUUCGGUUCACCAGUUAAACCGUAUUGUUCAACGUCCGGUAUUAGAAGCUUCGGUACCAGCAUUUCCAGAGAUCUCAGCACAGAAAAAGGCGUCUCGAAAGUGGUUGAUUAUUCCUUGGCCAAGUCCGCCGCCAUCCAAAAGAGCGUGCCAGAUUUAAGACUCUCCAGCCCGAUCCGAAAAGCCAUUCCUGUUAAAUAUGACAGUCCUGGUAGCGUCUCAAAUUUACUUCUCUCGACCGAUACCGCUAGUAACUUUUUUUAUAGACCGAACGCAAUUGACAGCAAUGUCAAUCUAUUUUCUCAAACGAGGAAAAGUAGCUUAGAAAGUAUAUCGCAUAAAUCAAAUGUAGAUCACGCGAUUGUGGUUGAAAAUAUUUCGCGGGGACUCGAUAGCUCCUCAGAAGUAUCUCAAAUUCCAGCGUUAGAAAACACCUUACAGUCCAUUCUGGAGAGCGGGACACACGAAAUUGAAAUGGAAAAUCCCCAAGAAUCUCGAUUAAAAACAAUAAACAUCGAUAAUUUAAUUGAAAGUGAUACUGCUAAUGUAGAUUCAAAAUAUUUAACAACGUCAUUCGGUACCAAGAUUUUUAAAACUUACUCGGACGAAACGUUAAGCGGUUUACCCGAUAGUUCAAACGUCACGCAACGAUUACUUCCUAGAUCGACUUCCUUUUGUACAACCGGUGGGUAUAGAAAAAAUAAGAAUGUUUCGAAGGGAGGAGAAUCGGGCGGUUUAAGCGAAUACCUAUUAUCCAUAACAUCUCCGAGAUCUGUAAAAUACAAAAAGAGCGAAAUUCAGCAAGAUCCUAAUCCCUCCCAAGAUUCAGACCUCUAUACGCAAACUGAAUCUUUGUAAAUAGCUUAUUUAUAUAUCGCUGCAAUCGGCUCACUGUAUUUGUACAUAUCGUAGAUAAGCUCGCAAAUUUUACGUUGAUUUUGUUAAUUAAUCCCCGUGCAUUAUAACACGUAUGGUAAGGUACCGUUUGAAAGCUUUCUAACUGUAAAUAUCUCAGCAUUUUAGAAACAUCGUAUAAUUAAACGUACUUAUGUAGUCAA